AUGACAAGCAACGCCGCCGAAAGCUUCAACAAGGUGACGAAGAAUUCGAGAAAAUAUCCGGUAACUAUUUUGGUUGACUUCAUCGAGUUCACACUUCAAAAUUGGUUUGCUUCUCGUCUCGAAAAGGCUAGUAAGUGCGCUACUCCUUUGGCUACUACUUUUGAAAAUGAUUUAAAGGAUCAACACAAAGAUGGUAUGUUCAGGAGUGUCCUUCGUAAUGGUGCCCAAUUGUUCAACGUUGGUACGAGUCCUCAAGGUGAGAGAGGUGGUGAUGUGAACUUAGUGGAGAGAACAUGCACUUGCGGACUUUUCCAAAUGCUGAAAAUCCCUUGUCCACAUGCAUGUGCCGCAGCAGUUAGUCAGAAUGUGAGCGUGUACACACUUUGCUCUCCAUAUUACACUAAAGAAACGUGGAAGAAAACCUACGAUGCCACAAUUAAUAUUGUUGGCGAGGAGGAUGAGUGGGUACUACCGGAACAUAUCAAGAACAUAAGAAUCGGGGUACCAGUGGAGAAAAAACCAGUAGGUCGGCCUAGGAAGAGCAAUGCAGGUAGAAGACCGACGAAGCGUCGACCGUCUAGUGGUCAGGUGGUAGUGGAACCUCGUCAUUGUUCGCUAUGUCACGGUUCAGGGCACAACAGAGCUACAUGCAAAGCUCGAGUUUGA
This is a messenger RNA of Cannabis sativa, 666 nucleotides long. RefSeq lists its product as uncharacterized. The coding region runs from base 1 to 666 and encodes 221 amino acids. Lineage: Eukaryota; Viridiplantae; Streptophyta; Magnoliopsida; Rosales; Cannabaceae. The record is from RefSeq and is a predicted model, not a curated record. Gene Ontology annotation, molecular function: zinc ion binding. The transcript has a single exon.